AUGAAUAUCGUCUCAGGUGCAUUGUAUCUCUACGUAUGUAUAUGUACUGUAGUAUAUGGUAAAGCAAAAAUACCAAUCACCUUGGAUACAAGUAUUGCUGUUUCUACAGAACACAUCCUGAAAACCAUAAAAUACAAAAGUUGGAGUACAUUCAGAAUAAUAGAUGAUGAUAAAAGAAUAGGAGAAGUUAGAAAUGGUCCGAUACCUGUAAAAGAUGAAGGAGAUAGUAAUAUUAUAGAAAGAGUGGUCUACCAGAAACGCAUUGAUGAUAAAUUAAUCAUUAGGAUAGUUAGCGAGUAUGAGAAUGGCUCCGUAAGCACAGAAGAAUUUGCAAUUGGAAACCAAGAAUCAAGACAUUGUUCAAAAAUAGUACGGGAAGGUAUACCUUUGGAUCUUAAGGCUGAAAACUUUCAAAAUGAAUAUAUUCAAACCUCACUCGUAUAUCCACAAUGGAAAGAAUUUAAAGUUAGGAAAAAAUAUGCUUUGGAGUACAAAAUAACUAGUGUUUAUGAUGGAGAAGUACGGGUUUUAGAGGAUGAAGAUCCUAAUAUCAGAGUGAGAUAUGUACACAAACUACAAUUAGGGACAUGGGAAAAGUUCCAAAAGGCUUGUCUUCCCGUCCUAGCCUACAGAAAUCCUACUAUAGUAAGAAUAUACACAUACUUUGAAGAUAAGAGACGAAGAUUUGAUGAGUUUGUUGAAGACUUUACUCGCGGUGUUAGAUCAUAUAAAGAACUUGUAAGGUCACCUGUAAUGUUAGAUUUAUCCAAGGAAAAUAACGGUUUUAUCAAGCGGUACAAAACUGCAAAAGGAAUGUCUGGAUAUAAAAUAGCUUCCAAUUAUAAGAAUUCCAUGAGAAUAGGAGCCGUUGUAAAUGGGCCCAUUGUGGUCGCUGAAGAUCGUCACGAUAUUAGAAUAAGAGUGGUAUAUACUGAAUAUGGCGACGCUACAUUCGAAUGGGUCGAUGUAAAAACCUGUUACAAGCAUGAUGAAUGUAAAAAGUGCCGCUACGUACUCGAUAAUGACCAUUAUGUGGAAUCUCUAUGUAACGAAGAUGGAAGCAAAAAUAUGGAGGAUAGCACAAUAUCGAUUGGUAACCCCUUCAAUUCUACCGACAACUUGCUAGAUUCUAGUAUACUGACUACACUGGUAAAAAGACAGCUUCAAGAUGAUCCAAUGGGUGUCAUAGAAUCCACCGACAGACUAGACGCUGUAGAAGGCGAACCCAAAACCUCAAAAGAGAUUAUAAUAAACGUAGCCAACGCGACUGUCGUUAAAGACGUCACCCUGGAUUUACUGCACAAUGCCAACGGAUUGUACUAUAGCAUAAACAGUGAAUUGAUUGGGAAACCGGUGACUCUAAAGAUCAUGAACGGUCACACAGUCGUUACCAAAGUGAAGCUGGCAAAGACAAAGGCGGUGGAGUUUCUGGUCAAAAUGGGAGAAGAUGGACGGAAAAGGGUCUUCAUGUGGAUCCAUCAAGGAGAAGAAUUCUAUGACUGCCACGAGAUUCUACUGAUAAAUCCUUCCAAGGAUACUGCAAAGUACAAAAAGAAGUUUUUGCCCAUAGAAACUAGAAUAAAUUGA
Molecule: messenger RNA, 1587 nt
Organism: Theileria equi strain WA
Lineage: Eukaryota; Apicomplexa; Aconoidasida; Piroplasmida; Theileriidae
Exons: 1
Coding region: 1-1587 (528 amino acids)
Source: RefSeq, a predicted model, not a curated record